This is a messenger RNA of Aspergillus campestris IBT 28561, 796 nucleotides long. RefSeq lists its product as uncharacterized. The transcript has a single exon. The coding region runs from base 434 to 772 and encodes 112 amino acids. The record is from RefSeq and is a predicted model, not a curated record. NCBI's taxonomy places the organism in Eukaryota, Fungi, Ascomycota, Eurotiomycetes, Eurotiales, Aspergillaceae.
CUAGCUACUAAUAACCGGUCUAUAGUAGUUCUCGAACAUGUAAACUAUGCACUAUGAACUUCGUACUCUAUACUGCCAAUGAGUUUGACCUGUUGUAGGACUUUUCAGCACACUCCCAUCGUAGUAGCAUUCAUGAACGUCCUGGCGGGAAACGAUCGCUGCUAAUGCGCACGGGAAUGAAGUCUUGUCCACCACUCUCUACGAAGCUGGACACACUGAUCUCCUGUAAAAAACGGUCUGCGAUGUCCCCUGCGACAGCACGGUACUCCGGCUUCUCGAAGCUGGCGACGCGGUUAUCAAAUGUGGCGGCAAAGUCGGCGUAGAUCUCUCUCCUGACCUGUCGCAGUUCGUCAGCUUCAGCGACGCUGUCCUCGACGGCCUCGCUGAUCGGGUGCUGUGUCGGCGUGUUGCCAUCUGUCGCGAGUGGAGAGGGAUGACCGUGUGGUUCCCCUGUUUUGGCUUUCUUUUUGGCUCCAUUUUUGGCUCCAUUUCUGGCUCCAUUUCUGGCUCCAUUUCUGGCUCCAUUUCUGGCUCCAUUUCUGGCUCUAUUUUUGGCUUUCUUAUUAGUAGUAUGCAGCUUAUUAGAGGAUUCUGGGUCCUGAGGCUGAGUGUGAUUGGCUUCGUGACCGUCCACAGGAAUCGGACGGGGUGGAGACCUCCAUCCCUGGCCAGCAGGGGGAAGGAGGAAUGGAUAAUUGUUAUUCGGAUGUUUAUGAAACUCUUCAAGGACGGUUCGAUGCCCAGAACGACCCUCUUGCAAGGGUACCCCUAGGUCAAAGAUAAUUGUAAAGGUAGC